AUGCCGGCUCACAGCGGGAGCGGCAAUCCAUCGGCAUCUACGACCUCAGAGACUCCAGAGCCAUUCCACAACCCGCCGCCGAUGCUCAUGACUGACACCACCAACAUACACCGGCACUCUGUGGACUCUGGGGACCUCGAGACGAGAACAAGAAACCUGACCGACCUGCAGCCGCCGUCCAAUAACGCCAGUGGGCUUGUCAUCAUGAACCAGAAUUACGGGGAUCCUAACGCGUCCAUGUCUUUCCUUGAUAAUUCUAUUUCACAUUUUGAUACCACGCCGGGAAACAACCCGUUCCUGCCAGACUAUUUUCGUAGCAUGCCCCCAUUUGAGGCGUUCAUGUCUGGCCAGGCGACUCCGCGCGGUAUCAUGGACUUCAGCUUCGAUCUUGACGUUGGGUUGACUGACCUUGAUCUUGGUCUUCUCGACCAAUACAACUUUCAGGUCCCAUUCGCUGCUGAUACCCCAUCCACGGAUGCCCAAGGGGCUGAGCAACAAUUGUCGGAGAAUGAUACCGCGCCAUUGAGGGCGGAAGCCUUCAAGCAGAGCAUAUGGCGAUAUCUUCCUCAACGGUCCAGAAACCAUACUGCGGAACAAGUCAACUUGGCUGUCCCGGAUACAGAGAAAGACAGCUAUCGGCGCUCGAACUUUACACACCGCCGCGUGGUAGCAGAAAAACUACCACGUUCCAGCCGCGACCGACUAAUGGCUUUGGUUCUCGGUACAUGCAGCCCAGAGAACGUCAAGCGGAUAGCAUCUGCCUUUCCCAGUAUGGAGCUACUAGAUGGCUUGAUCCAGUAUUUCCUCUCUUCGCCAUCGAUAGAUGCGCCCAUGUGGUUCCAUCUGCCAACCUUUUCCCCUUCAAAAAUGAAUCCCGAAUUACUUGCGUCUGUAGUUUCUGCUGGAGCUGCUACUCUCCCUGACAUAUCUUUGCGAAAGCUAGGUUAUGCUCUGCAUGAAGCUUCCAGGAUGGGCCAGUCAAAAUCUUUCGAAGAGGACAACACCUCCAUCAGAGAUCUUCAGCAUCUACAAACGUUCCUACUUCAACUCAAGGUUGGUAUGUGGAGCGGCAUUAGUCGGAAGAUGGAAAUUGCAGAAAGCUUUCUCCAGCCUCUUAUGACGAUGCUCCGCCGUGGCGGUCGCUUUCGUCGGUCGACCUGGAAAGAGAUUAGUCCGUCUCCCGACGAUCAGGGCUCAGUUCUAGAAAGCAAAUGGCUGAGUUGGGUCAGCCAGGAGUCUUUUCUUCGCUUGGUUCACCGAGCCUUUGAGUUUGAUCGGCAGUCCUCGAUGGCACUCCUCAAACCACCACUAAUAUCUUACGCCGAGAUGCAACUACCUCUACCGAGUACAAACAAAUUGUGGCAGGCCAAAAACGCUACGACUUGGAAAACGACAUACCUGGAAACGGCAUCGGUGACUACGAAGCGACCAUCAGCUACGGAGUGCCUACUCGAUCUGGAAUAUCAGGGUCAUGAUUAUGCCAGUUCAACUUACCUUCACAUGAUGUGGGGUCCAAUCUGGGAAUACCGCCAAAUGUGCACCUUGACAUCUAGAUCGCAGUCGCAGCCAACCAAUAGUCUCAUACUAUCGUCGCGUUACCAAGAGCUCACAAAGCAGCUUGAGGAUUUCAGACUGAGUACUCCGCCCAUGAGCAAGAGUGUUGAAAUAACACUAGAGAUCAUGCUGGUUCACCUCAACGCGCCUUUGGACGACAUCCAGCUCUUCGCGGGCAUCGAAGGGCAGGAGGAGGCACGCAAUGCGUAUGUUGGCCUACGAGAUUGGGCAAAGACUCCCUCAGCGCGCCAAGCGUUGUGGCACGCCGGUCAAAUCCUGCGUGCAGCUGAGGUGCUGCCGAAAGCUCUGCUCAGCAACUUCAACGCCAUAGCUGUCUACCAUGCGGGGCUCAUACUAUGGGUGUACGGCUUUCUCAAACGAUCCAUAACAGCGGAACAGGGCGCAGUGGAUACGGCUGUCAUUCUUAACGGAGACGACUUGUUGAGCGCCCGUAAGUUCAUCACCCUGGACCGUGGCAUACCAGCGAUCAAGAGUUCCGGGUCACAAAACCCCACCCAGCUGAGCGACGUCUGUGGAGUCAUGGGCAGCUUGACACAGCUCCUUCGAGCGCACCAUGACGCGUCAGAACCAUCCCCGCCGCUUGUCGGCAAUUUGGUACAGUUACUGGAAGGCCUCCGGUCUGCCAUAAGAUGA
This is a messenger RNA of Alternaria atra, 2208 nucleotides long. RefSeq lists its product as uncharacterized. Gene Ontology annotation, molecular function: zinc ion binding; DNA binding. Gene Ontology annotation, biological process: DNA-templated transcription. NCBI's taxonomy places the organism in Eukaryota, Fungi, Ascomycota, Dothideomycetes, Pleosporales, Pleosporaceae. The transcript has 2 exons. The coding region runs from base 1 to 2208 and encodes 735 amino acids. The record is from RefSeq and is a predicted model, not a curated record.